CGACGUACACGAACAUAACUCUCUAUUCUUUGACAUAAUUCUCUCUUCUUUUCCCUUUUGAAACGCUACCGGAAACACUAUACGCCAAACCCAACGCUUGAGCUCUGAACUUCUCUCAGUGCCAUACCUCUAACACAACACUUCUCUCUCAGAUCUGCGGCGUGAAACACUGGAUCUUUCACUGUUUUCAUUUUCUUCUGACCAUCUUCAUUUAUUGCUCUUCCAACACAAGUCGAUGUGCACCCGGCCGAUCGAAGAUUUGCCGCAUGAAACUACGGAUGAAAUUACUUUUGUCUCAUGAAUGAGAAGUUGCUGUUUUAAGACUACUGUAUGAUUGCUAUCAUAGCGUUAUAGUGGUUGGAUUUGGAAGACAUGGGAAGAAGAGAAUUACUGGCUUAUCAGGAAUUCUUGGGGAACUAGCUAGCUAGAAUGGGGACUAUGGUGCGAGUGUAGCAUGACAUCUCUUCUCUUCUCGCCAUUUCGUUUCACUUUCACAUCCUCCAACUCUUGCUUUCCCUUCUCAAGCACUAGCCUUUCCUCUCCCCGCCGUGUCUGUACUCAGCCUUCGAACUCAAUGAGUGAAACCACCGUACCAGAGGACGGCGACGGUGUAAAGGCGGAUAAGUCUGACGUGCUCAUCCAGUACGUGGUGCUCCGGCGAGACCUGAUUGACACAUGGCCGCUCGGGAGCGUGGUGACACAGGCCUGCCAUGCCUCCGUUUGUGCUGUCUGGUCCCACAAGGACGAUCCUCACACCGUCGAGUAUUGUAGUCCCCAAAACAUUGAUUCUAUGCAUAAGGUCACUCUUGAGGUGAAAGGUGAGCCUCAGAUCUUGAACUUGUCAGAAAAGCUCACAGCUGGUGGCAUCACUCAUAAACUGUGGAUAGAACAACCUGAAAACAUUCCAACUUGCCUUGCUACCAGGCCCUAUCCCAAAUCUGUAGUAUCAUCAUUUUUCAAGAAGUUGAAACUCUGUAAGUGAGGAAACGCGCCUCUCCAAUGGGUUUGCUGGUGUCUUCCGCUUCCUCCGAUGCUCGCCGCAAUGUCUUUCGAUGUCCAUGCAUCGGCGCGUGGCAUGCACGCGACUGGGAGUUUGUCUCCCUUUCCCGCGCACGAUGACUUCGUUUAGCUCUCCAUCCUUCCCCCGCCACGGUUGUUGGUGGUACUUGGCCGCUUCUCUGUUCCACGCUGGAGAGACGUCUUCUGGUGGUGGCGUGUGGCCUUCACGCGCGGCCACUGGCAGACUCUUAGCUGAUUGUGUUUUUGAUUUAUCUGUUGUUUGUUUUUGUUACUUGGGUUCUUGUUUUCCUAUAGAGGAAACUACUGCUAUUGAGAUUGUGUUGGAUACUCUCUUAAUUGUAGUUCUUUUAUCGGACUUUUACAGUUUUAGUAAUCUUUUGGUGACUGUUGCUGGUUUCAAGUAGGAGUGCAGAUUGGUUUAUCCAAAUCUGUUAUCCUUUAGCUUUUCAAACCACUUUGUGCGGCCCUUUGAUAGGACUGGGUCAUUUGAAUGACCCAUUUCCUAAGCUAUGUAAUUAUCUCGGUGUUGUUUUAGUUUGGUUUGGGUAUACUGUUGGGGAGCCCACCCAUUUUUCAUUAUUAAGAUUGUCCACUUUUUCUUCCUUUUGGAUUAGAAGUGGAAAUAAUCUUCCCUUGUAACCUUUUUCUUUAUUCAAUUAAGAAAAAAAAGAAAAAGAAAAAACUAGCUAGAAUGGGAAUUCAAUGGA
Alnus glutinosa is the source of this 1727-nucleotide messenger RNA. RefSeq lists its product as uncharacterized. The record is from RefSeq and is a predicted model, not a curated record. The coding region runs from base 455 to 982 and encodes 175 amino acids. Gene Ontology annotation, molecular function: peptidyl-tRNA hydrolase activity. The transcript is spliced from 2 exons. Lineage: Eukaryota; Viridiplantae; Streptophyta; Magnoliopsida; Fagales; Betulaceae.